GGACAGGCUGUUUCUCAGGCUGUUUUCCGCGAGCUGCUUGAAAAGCCAUGUGUUGCGCUCGCGGUGCGUCAGACUACUGCACUGCCGCUUCUGCAACAUGUACCACAAGACGUCAAACAAGAAAAAACACCUCUGAAAUGAGGAUGGCCGUUUUGGCAAAUCACAAACUUUGGAGAUCCGUGGAUUAUUGCAAAUCGGUUCUUUUACAACUGGACAAGCAGCACAGAGUGACAGACAGACUCAUGACAUCCUAACUACUGUCUGGAGGUGUUUCUCAGUGAAGUGUGCGGCAAUGGAUUCGCUGUACAUCGCUAUUGAGCUGCUGAUCGCCGUGCUGUCCAUCUCCGGUAAUGUGCUGGUGUGCUGGGCUGUGGCCAUCAACUCCAAUCUCAAGAACGCCACCAAUUACUUUCUGGUGUCACUAGCCGUGGCAGAUAUUCUGGUUGGCUGUCUUGCCAUCCCUUUUGCCAUCACUAUAAGCGUUGGUCUGCGCUCAGACUUCUAUGGAUGCCUUUUCCUGGCGUGUUUCGUUCUGGUACUGACUCAAAGUUCAAUAUUUAGUCUUCUGGCGGUUGCCAUCGACAGAUAUCUGGCUGUAAAAAUCCCCCUGAGGUAUAAGGAGCUUGUCACAGGGAAAAGGGCAAGAGAGAUCAUUGCCAUUUUAUGGAUCUUAUCCUUCAUCAUUGGACUCAUUCCAUUUGUGGGCUGGAACCGUAAACACUUGGCCUGUCCUAGAAACAAACCCAACAGAACCAGCAAUAGCAGUGAUGCUGCUCCGAUGGAAACGGGCUUCUCGCAAAGCUGCCACCUCGAGUGUUUAUUCGAGAACGUGGUGGACAUGAGCUACAUGGUGUACUUCAACUUCUUCGGUUGUGUGCUGCCGCCUCUGCUCAUCAUGCUGGGCAUUUACAUCAAGAUCUUCACAGUGGCACGUAAACAGCUACGUCAGAUCGAGCUCAAAUGCAGCGUGAGUAACGGUGAGAAUCACCACCACGGCCUGCUGCAGCGGGAGAUUCGUGCCGCCAAAUCCCUCUCCAUCAUCGUGGGCCUGUUCGCUGUCUGCUGGCUGCCCGUGCACAUCUUGAACUGCCUCACUCUGUUCUACAACAACCUGGAGAAGCCCAGCUUUAUCAUGAACAUCGCCAUCAUCCUCUCGCACACCAACUCCGCCGUCAAUCCCAUCAUCUACGCCUACCGCAUCCAGGAGUUCAGGGUCACUUUUAGGAAGAUUCUGAACCGCCAUUUCUUUUGUCAGCGGGACGAGUUGUAUCGCAGCUCCAAUAGAAGCAGCAGUCACAGAGACCAGAUUACAAUGACCAUCGACCCUCUGCUUUAAAGGUCUUUGUCAAAAUAUAUGAGAGAAAUGUUUACAGACCAAAGAACUGCAAACAGCAUGAUCUUGUAUUAAGAUGAUGUCUAGCAGGGCUCACUAUUCAUAAACCCAAUGUGGACACGUUCGAACAUUUUGAGGAUUUAACAUUGAACUGUGAAAAAAAAAAAACUAUAUUAUAUAAAUAUUGCAUUUCAGACUGCAUUUCCAAGCACGAAGAGACUUUGGAAGCAGCUUUAGGUCAAGCCUUAAUGCAGGAAUGAAAGUGAAGUGGGGCCGGUGGGCCUCUGAAAGUGCUGAACGAGGACCUGAACCACGUAUGAGAAACCUAUAUGAAAAAUAAAAAAAUAAAAAUUUGGGGGGCAGCUUUAGUUCAGCCUUUAAGGAUGUUUAAGAACAGCCCAAAGGAACAAUCUGACUUCAUAAGGCACAUCAGCUGAAUACGCCACCAUGGAACAGAGAACACAAAGAAACCGACUGAAUUGCUUGAAUAUAUUUGUUCCAUUUGUUGCUUUUUUUAAAGUUGAGAUGACUGGUUUAGACGGCUCAGGAACACAAGGUAAAAGCAAAUUUAAGAACCCAUAAUAGAAAAAAAAUCGUAAAACGAUUUCCUGCACAGCCAAUUAUGAAAAAUGACCCCACUUUUCAGUUUUCUCAUCACUUCAAAGGCACUACUGGUCCAUUGACAGCUCAGUUAACCCAACCAGUUCAUGUGAAACCAAAACGACUCCUACAGACACACUGGGUACACGGUAGUAUCCAGUGACCCCAACUGUGUUUGGACUCAAAAUGUGUUGCAUUACAUAACAAAAUGCCAUAAUACUGAGUUUCUAUUUCAUAUUGUUUUAUAGUUUAUAACUAAUAAACAUAGAAAUUUCUUUAAAAUAAAUGCCACUUUGAUGUUGUGUUAUCUAAUGCAUUGCAUUUUUUGAUGUUGCUGAAGGGUACAAAUACUUUUGGGGUCAGCGUGUUACUAAAUGACCAUUACACUCGGUUUCUUUCUGGCAUCUACACAAACCAUGAGACAAGACUGAGCUGAGCUGCAUGAAGUUUGUGUCUAGCUUGAUGAUCAUGUUGAAAUGAUCCAAGGAACAACUUGAGCUUCAUUGAAAGAACAUCAAUGCAGAGUCACAUGAUCAAUGUCACUCAUAUACUUAAUGACCAAAAAAUAGCACACAGCCUUUUCAUUUUACAUCAUGCUUCUUUGUUUAAACUUUUUCAAAGAGUAGAAAAACCCUGUUCAGUUUAAAACCUGUUUAUUAGUUUUUGCGGGUUAAAUUAGAUCUUCACUGUGGUCUCAAAUGUCACUGUAAUAUCAGUGUCCUCAGAUUUCUGGUGUCUGUCUGCUAAUGUGUCACAGCCCUUAGGAAUCAGUUUGUUAUUGAAUCUCUGACUGUGACAAACUACCCAGACCGAACCGACAGCAGCUGACCUGGAGCAAAGACUGUCUCCUCUGGAGAGAGAUUUACAGUGUCACCACCAGAGCUGGACAGUUUAUAACAAUCUGUAGUGUCAAUACUGACACUCUCUUCUAUUAAUCACCAACCACCUUUACAGUAGAACUACAGAUCUACAGAGAGGUCUGCUCUUCAUUCAUCAGUGUCUUAACUGGCACAUCUAGACUACAUUUUGACCAAUCGCAAUUAUGAUCAGAAAAUGAUGAAAAACGCCCAGAGCUCUUAACACAGUGAUUUGAAGACAUGCACCUCAGACACUGAGCUUUGGAGAUGUAAGUUUUAAUCAUCCGAUUUUAGAUGUAGGCUUCUUCAUCCCAAUUUCCACCUCUCGCCAAUUUUUUCUCCCUCCCCUAUAUGUCUGUCCAGUUAAAUAGGCAAAAUAUAGCUAUAUUUAGUGUGUCAUCUGAAGAGAUCCUGUUGAAAUACAUUGUACAAUGUGUAUUUUACAUCUUACACUCAUUUUAUAUGUCAGGGUUAUAUAAUAUAACCUGACCAAGCGUAGGUCAUGAGAACGCCUUAAACUCUUCUUUUAUUGAGGAUCGGCCAUAAAAAGUUAAAGCAACAUCAAAAUUUUUUGCACAUUUUUUGGCUCAGUUAAAAAAAAAAAAUCCUUUAUUGAUGUUUGGAUGGUUAAUUCAAUAUUCAAUGUCUUUUUCUGUAAUGUUUUGGCAUACAUUUCUUUGCAUUGUUAGGUUUUUAUAAUUGAUUUUAGGUUCACAAAUCAAUAGGUAUAUUUAUAUGCACCAAUUUUUGUUAAUUGGAAUGAAUGCAAUCCGAUUUAAGAAAAGCUGUUUAUAUAAACCCUAAAAGAUGCAAUCUGAUUCACAUAUUUGUUUACAUGUGCAUUACAUGCAUUCCACACAAAACUUCAGUGAGCUCCGUUCAGAACUGAAGACACCGCGAUAAAGUCACUGGAGCGACAGUGAGCAUCAUUGUGUUUUUUUACCUUGAUAACAUUACCAAAAAGGAACUGACAUGUCAAAAGACCUUUUUUAGUAGUUCAUAAGAAAUAAGAAGUAAUAAAACCCACUCACAUGGUGUUUUUGAAUCUGAUUAGAAAUACCAGAUUCAAUUGGUUCAUUGGCUUUCUGAAGCGUUUUACAAAUAAGGACACAUAACUUGUGGUCUAACAUGAUCAUAAGUUAAUGAGCACACAUUUAGAAGUCAUUUUGAAAUGAUUUUUUUUUGGUAGUGAAUUGUAACUGUGUCCAGGUGUGAUUCAACAAAGAAGCAAGCAGUAAACCUAGGCUAAUGUGAUGAUUGGCAGACAUUUGAUCAUUUACUUGAUUUUUAUUUCAGUAAGAGUGAAUGGUUAUUGGUCCAAAAUCCCACUCCACAAACUAUAUUUUCUGGGUGAACUAUUCUUUUGAUACCCGACUCAAACUGACAGAUGCACUGAUGUGUUUGUCCCUGACAGUGACAUGCCUUCCCUGACUACAGCUGUGCCAGUUUCUAUUUAUUGAGGGGAAGAAAGCCGUCCUUGAGCAGUAUUUUUGUGUUUUUAAAUAUCUAAAUGAUGUAAAUGUACAGAGAUUUGUUAAUGUUUGCAAGGGCUAAACUACAGGAGUGUGCCAGACAUCUGGACAUUCCCAUGGAGACGAAUCUGUAUGCACUGCAACCGUGUUAGCUGAUGUUUUAUUCCUUUACUGAAGUACUUUCUGUUGAAAGCAGAAACACAAAAGGCCUUUUCUUAACCAGUCAAGUGUACCUGAUUUAAUUUUUGCCUUUGGAGCAAACAGAAAAGAGUUUGUGCUUUAAAUUGUGUAUGUUUUUGAUGUGUAUUUGUCACUAAUUUACAUACACUGUGUUGUUCUCUUGUAUGUGCUGAAAGAAAAUAGUUUCAUGACAAAAACCUUUAGCAUCAAAGAAGUCUUGUUAUUUAACAUGAAUAAAUCUCUAUGUAUGGUGAAUUAUUUUAUUAAUAAAAGAUGUUUAUAUA
This is a messenger RNA of Carassius gibelio (silver crucian carp), 4726 nucleotides long. RefSeq names its product adenosine receptor A2b. Gene Ontology annotation, biological process: vasodilation; adenylate cyclase-activating G protein-coupled receptor signaling pathway; G protein-coupled adenosine receptor signaling pathway. Gene Ontology annotation, molecular function: G protein-coupled adenosine receptor activity. Gene Ontology annotation, cellular component: membrane. The transcript has 3 exons. The record is from RefSeq and is a predicted model, not a curated record. Lineage: Eukaryota; Metazoa; Chordata; Actinopteri; Cypriniformes; Cyprinidae. Bases 293 to 1336 code for a protein of 347 amino acids.